Molecule: messenger RNA, 2577 nt
Organism: Xyrauchen texanus (razorback sucker)
Lineage: Eukaryota; Metazoa; Chordata; Actinopteri; Cypriniformes; Catostomidae
Product: testican-3-like
Exons: 11
Coding region: 162-1316 (384 amino acids)
Molecular function (GO): calcium ion binding; protein binding
Source: RefSeq, a predicted model, not a curated record
GAGAGAGAGAGAGAGAGAGAGAGAGAGAGAGAGAGAGAGAGAGAGAGAGAGAGAGAGAGCGAGAGAGAGAGAGAGAGAGAGAGAGACUGUUAGUGAAGAUCUUUUGAGUCUCAGCACGGAGAUCUUCAGUCAAUGACAGCGCGUACAUUCUCCUCUUGAAGAUGCUUGUGCUGAUCGGUGUGUGCGCGCUGCUGAUCGCCGGUGCUUCUGCCCGCAACGAUAACGGCAAUUUUCUGGACGACAAAUGGUUGACCGGCAGAUGGGACAAAUUCAGAGAUGAACCAGGAACAUGGAGCCCAGGAAAGCCAUUCGAUCAAGCACUGGACCCUGCCAAAGAUCCAUGCCUCAAGAUAAAAUGUGGCCACCUUAAAGUGUGUGUGGCGGAACAUUACCAAGCACCCACCUGUAUCAGUCAACGCAGGAUGAGUUUUAAGGACAUGAAUUUGAACUCAGCACUACUAAAAUGCCAGAGAUGUUCAGUGGUGCAUCCUUUACCCGUUUGUGGAUCAGAUGGGCAUACUUACUCCACCAAGUGUAAACUGGAAUAUAAAGCCUGCAUCUCUGGGAAGCAGAUUUCUGUGAAGUGUCCAGGACAGUGUCCCUGCCCUUCAGGGAGUCCUGUGCAGAAUAGAGAGUGUGGUAAUGCAGAAAUGACCAAAGUGGUUAGCAGAUUAAGAGAGUGGAUCACAGUUCUACAUGAGAGUGGCAAUGCAAGCAAGAAAUUUAAGUUCCAUAAGCCAGAGAAGAAGGUAGACACGAGUAAGGUGCCCCUCUGUAAGGACUCUCUGGGUUGGAUGUUCUCCAGACUAGAUACAAACUUUGACCUUUUGCUCAACCAAUCAGAGCUGUCCAGUCUGAACUCAGAGAAGAGUGAUGUGUGCACUAAAGCCUUCCUCAGGUCAUGUGACCCAGACAGAGACAGGCUCAUUUCCAGCCAGGAAUGGUGUUCCUGCUUUCAGAGAUAUCAGGAGGCUCCCUGCCAAUCAGAGAUGACCAGUAUUUACAAACAGCUGGCUGGAAAGAAAUUACUGGGACUGUACAUCCCCUCCUGUGAUGAAGAUGGCUUCUAUAAAGCUCACCAGUGUCAUCGCAGCAGCGGUCAGUGCUGGUGUGUCGACCGUUAUGGAAAUGAGGUUGCAGGGUCUCAUACACUUGGGCAUUCUGACUGCGCAGUAGAGGCUUCUGGAGAUUUUGGCAGUGGUGACUUUCUGCUCUCAGACGAUGAGGACGGUGAUGCUGUAAAUGAUGAAGAGGAGAUGGGAGAUGAUGAGGAUGAAUAUGAACAAGUUGAUGAUGAGUACGGGUACCUGUCAUAAUCCGUUUUUCGUUUUUUAAUUUUCAAAAAAAUUAAAAAGAAGGAACCAAAUAAAAAACAGACUUUCAAUUGGUCUAAAAGCACGUUUCGAGGUGACCUUGGCAGAGUGCAGCACUAACAUUACUAAAGGGUUCAUCUACCCCUGUGCUGUAUAGCAUUGGUACAAAAUUAAUACCGAUAACCACAUUUCAUUUUUCUUGUAUUCAUCCAAAGUAAAGCUGUGUAUUGACAGAAUUGGAUUUGGUGAGAGUUAUAAACGAUUAAUGAUGGUUUAUUGUUUGCACUUAUAAACAUGCACAAACAAACACAUAUACUUAUAAAAUACAUGCUUAUACACACCUGAAGGCAUGAUUCCAUGAGAUGUUCCCAAUCUUUUAAUUCUCACUCCAUUUGCAAGGAUGUGAUUUUUACAGGCAUGAGGGGUUAAUGCAGAUUGUCUCCUGUUUUCAUGAUUUUGCAAUUGGGACAAAAUAUUAGACCCCUUUUCACACAUUUUCUGUCAUUUUAACAACAGUUUAAAACAGUUCUUUCUUAAUCAUAAAUCUACACUGAUUAAUCCUGGCUUUUUUAUCAGCAGAAUUAAUAAUCAGUUCUUAAGGCUGCAGGUGAAUUAUGUAAUUAGCCAAAAUGUAUCAGUAUUUGAUGUGUAAAGGGGGACAUUCUAGAGCAUAAAUAUGUUUUAAAUGGUUCAGACACAGCCUGGAGUGACUGGAAUGUCAAUGUUACGAGAGGAAACAUGGAUAACGCAUAUGCACUCUUAUCUUGACAUCAUGUUGGCAAUCCUUGGGCAUGAGGUGCCUUUGACACAACAAUAGAGAGGUCUGGAAAGAGAGAGGGAGAAUGAGAAAGAGAUAUUUAGAUUUAGAAUGUACUGUAGAACUCUUGACUGCCAUAUGAAACUAAAAGAAUUGAGAGGUGUUUCUCUUUGUUGUUUUGGUCUAUAGGAGAAAGUCGACAUGGUUAGUUAGUUUGCAUAUGUUACUGUCGACAACAAAUCGUUCAAUAGAUGCUGAUGCUGUCACUUAUUCUUCUUGUCCCUCUCAGUGCUUUUGCAUUUCUGUCAGAAUUUUUGUUUUCGAAAUGUGCAUAUAAAAAAAAAUCUUGAGUUAUUGAGUUGAUAAUCAAUUACAGAGGUCAAAGAAACUACUCUGUCCAGCUGUUGUCAUAGUGAUAACACUUUUUUGGUUUGUUUGUUUUUUACAUUAUACAUAUAAUUUGCUGAAAUAAAGUUAUAUAGACCAAAACAGAGGUUGUUCUUAAUU